Molecule: messenger RNA, 1566 nt
Organism: Diachasma alloeum
Lineage: Eukaryota; Metazoa; Arthropoda; Insecta; Hymenoptera; Braconidae
Exons: 8
Coding region: 457-1566 (369 amino acids)
Source: RefSeq, a predicted model, not a curated record
CUCGUCGUCCAGUGUUCGGUGUGGUUGAUUUCAGUGUUUCUCGUGCUUUUUUAAAAUGAUAAUUGAAGAUGCCUGCCAAGGGGACACGAAAAAGGAAAUUGAAGGAACGUGCAUCAUUGGAGAAGAACGAAAAUAUUGGGCCAAUUAAGGAUCAAAUUUUGUAUGCCUCGAUAAGUGUCCUUGAUAGCCAAAAGAUGAGUGUUACCGUUAAAAGAGAUCUUCUUUUAUUGGAAGAACUCCAGCGAAAAGUUACCUGCCACAGAAAGAGUACUGCGUGCAUCAAAUAAUGGUCGCUCCUCAUCCCUGAAAAUUCUCGAAGAUGGUGCAGAGAAGGAUGUUGUCAUUGCAAAAACUUCAUAUGACCUAUUGCAACUGAGGAAGUCCUUGGAGAAUGUAAGGAGGCCAUUGAAACCAAAGUUAACCUGGGAACCAACGCAGUCGGUGAAGUCUUCAACAAUGAAGAUUGUUCCUCAGAUGGUUAAAAUUUCAGAAUACAACAAAGAGAAAAGCGUAGAAGAAUCAGACCGUCGCCGCGAUUCCGCCAUGCAGCAAGAUGGAAUUCUGCAGAGCCCCAAUAGCCGUGAAAACCAGGGAGAAAUCGAAGUUGCUUCAGCGAGAGAUGAGCCGGUAGCUGUCAUCAGAAGCAAUGUGCCAGUUUUGCCACAUGAUGCAGUCAACAUUCCUGUCCAGAAGAUGCAGGACAAAGAACCAAUCCUUCAACAGGGUCAGCCUACUUCUGAAUUGUCGAAUAUUGAUGCUCAAAUUGAUGAAUUUCUCCUGUCUUCAUCACCACCUGGCGAAGAUCUCGCAAAGCUUGCAGAUUUACUAGUGCAGAAAUCGAAAACUCAGUCGAUCCCUUCGCAGGUUUCAAAGAAUGAUGAUAAUCAAUCCAAGAAAAAACCUCGAGUUGUUGAAGGACACAGACUGCCAUCUGGUGAUAAUCGUACGGCUCAUGUUAUGGCAAUUACUGGCAAAAAGGCCUUUGCAACAACUUCCGGCGGGAAGAAAUCGGUGAAUCAGUCCAAUCCAAAAUUCGUGUCGCAUCAAAAUCCUUCGAGCAGUUCAACGCAGGAAGCUUGCAUUGAACAACUCGAAAAAAAUCUCAAGGAGUUAUCCGAAGAGAAUGGAGAGUUGAUGAAGGCAAGAGAUAGUGAUGCAGAUGUAAUUGAACGAUAUAAAAAAAAUUUUCAUAAGCGUAAAACGACGGUAACAAAAGACGAUCACCUGGUUGACGUAAUAGAGGAGAAAAUUGAAGAAACUAUUAAAGAUGCAUUUGCAGAACACCAGCAGCAGCACAUUUUUGAAAUUCCCAAAGCUCAGCAAGAAUAUCUGCUCUCUGAUCUGUUCAUCAAGAGUCUGCUGAAAGAAUUGACCCCACAAGACAUGUGCUACAGAGUAGUGCAGAACCUUUGGGAUCGGGAGACACGUAAUGUAAUUCGGUAUAACCAGCCUCGGGAGAAACCGAAGGGAUUCAGGUUCGUCGACCCCAAGGAAACCCAACUGAUGGCCUAUUCUCGAAAUAUUUUCGUGCGCGGAAUCGACUCCGUUGACGGAACGCCUAUAUGA